CUGGAAUGUCGACCUAGAAACCCUGGAGUACCGAAAUUUCUUCUGGGAUUAUCGAUACCAAACGGAAACGGGAUUACCUGCCAUAGUCAGUGACACUUCGACGCCAACAUUUUUAUGUCAAGGGGUUUAAGCCUUCUAGAAUAAAAAAAUGCAGAAGAGUGAAUUCCAUGUGAGCCUGACACCGGGCGAACUGGGUCGCUACAAGACCCCAUCAACAAUGUCCAAUAACCACUCGCACAUUCCAGUACCAAAGUCCUUUGGUUCUCCCAACAAGUCCAGCCUUCAUUCCAUUGUAAAACGCGGAAAUUCGACAAAUGCACUUAGCGAUAAGAUUGGAGGGAGUUCACCGGGUAAAGCACCAUCGGUUGCUGCUUACAAGGCGUCCUUUGAACGUCUGGAUGCCGCUGCUGCUAUGAGCAACUCUCAGAAACGCAUUCUGAAUGACAAUCACAGCUCAGUCACCAGCAAUUCAUUAAAAAUCCAGGAGACACCCAAGAGGCCGAUUAAUGCCCUCAAUAGUUCAAUUUUCAAUGGGAAUAACACUAAUGUUAAUAAUAAUAAUGGUGUUACGGUGGGUGAGGUGAAUUGGAAAUAUAAGUUCGAGGAUUCGGAGAGGAAGAGGAAAUCGCUGAUUCAAAAAUCUGAUGCUGUAACGAAGGAGAACGCCGAUCUUGAUAAGAAAUACCGUCAACUCCUCCGCGACAACAACGUUCUUCAGUCUCAAGUGCGCACCAAAGACGAAGAACUCCAUAAACUCCGAUCAGUGUCAGAGAGACUCUGCAAGGAGUAUGAGCAGCAAAAACGUCAGUAUGACGUGGAGACGGGGGCCCUCCACAAAGCAAUGCAGCAGGCGUCGCAAUGGUACAAGCAAAAUCGUCAGCUCAAGAGACAAUCCCUGGUGCUCACCCAGAGAAUCCUUGAGUCACGUCCCGAUGCACUCGCCGAUGAUUUGUGCCUGUCUGACGAGGUCGAUGCUAAUGAAAUUGAUGAUGCUGAAGAGUUACGGCAGACUAUCACUGAGCUGAGUGCUGAAGUUGCUCGCCUGCAAACAGAAUUAAAUGCAGCGAGACUCCAGGAGUUUGAGGCGCAAGAGCAAGCGGCUUUAUCCAAUGCUCGACUAGAGGAAGAAACAGAAAUGAGAGAUAAAAGUGAAGAAGUGAUAAAACAACUCACUAUUCACAAAGAGAACAUGGAGAGGGUCUCGAGAAUGGUGGCUGAUGAAGUGCAAGCACUGAAAGCUCAAUGUGACCGAGAGAGAGAGCACGCUAAGAUGAUCAAAAUUGAAGCUGACAGAGUGCAAAAAGAGAGAAAUGUUUUGGCACAUCAGAGUGCACUGCUGAUGGCAGGAGUCAGUGAUGAUUCCAAUGGACGUCUACUCGCUAUACUCCAAGAGGUUGAGACACUGAAGAGAGACCUCGAGGAGGAGAAACAGACGCACUCCGAGCAGAUGCAACUCCUCCAGGAUAAACUCGAGGAGAAGGAGUCGAAUGUUGAGUUUGAGAUUGUUGAGGAGAAGCUCAAGCUCUCGGAAGUCGAGAUGAAUAUGGUGAUGAAGAGGGCUGAGAGGGCGGAGAGAGAGGUGGAGAGGCUCGAGGGUGUGGUCGCUAAAUUGGAAGAGAUGCUCGGAGAUACGCAGAAUAAGGGUACACCACCACCACCUCCAGCGCCACCACUUCCACCACCACCUCCCCCAUUGCCAGCCGCUGAUAAUGUUUCAAGAUCGACGGUGAAGCUGUUGACGAGGGAACGAGCCGAGGGGGGUGGUGAUCGAAAUUCCGCGAUUUGUGAUAUGACGAGUAUUCUUGGAAUUGCUAAAAAACCAGCAGCCGUACCCCAACAGCCUGCCAUAGACGACAUAAUAAAUCAGAUAAAAGGAGGGAAGUUCACGCUCAAACAAACAGAUAAACAACGGGAAGAGGAGAGACGAAGAAAACGCGAGAUGGAGAGUGCCCCAGCAGCUGUAUCCGAGAUGCUGAAUAUUCUGGGUACCAUGAGACGACGGGCAAAGCCAAUCAGGCAGCCUCUCCCCUACCCCAAUGUUUCCCCAUGAUUAUCAUUCACAAUUAUAUCACUACGCAUCACAAAAAUUUAAUCUUACAAGUAUUACAAAUGCCGCGUAAAAAAUAUCUAUAUAUACUUAUACAUAUGUACUAAAGAAUGAAAAAUAAGCAUUCAUUUCGUUUUCAGCGUCAAAAAUGUAUCGGUAAAUAUUUUUUGAGUAAAUGAUUCUUUUUCAAUUU
This is a messenger RNA of Diachasmimorpha longicaudata, 2240 nucleotides long. Its product is annotated as shootin-1. The coding region runs from base 149 to 2050 and encodes 633 amino acids. Gene Ontology annotation, biological process: positive regulation of neuron migration; neuron projection morphogenesis. The transcript is spliced from 8 exons. The record is from RefSeq and is a predicted model, not a curated record. Gene Ontology annotation, cellular component: axonal growth cone; cell leading edge; cytoplasm. NCBI's taxonomy places the organism in Eukaryota, Metazoa, Arthropoda, Insecta, Hymenoptera, Braconidae.